Ruditapes philippinarum (Manila clam) is the source of this 2847-nucleotide messenger RNA. RefSeq names its product formin-binding protein 4-like. The transcript is spliced from 18 exons. Bases 160 to 2847 code for a protein of 895 amino acids. The record is from RefSeq and is a predicted model, not a curated record. Gene Ontology annotation, molecular function: protein binding. NCBI's taxonomy places the organism in Eukaryota, Metazoa, Mollusca, Bivalvia, Venerida, Veneridae.
UACUUUUCAUUGGAAGGAGUUCAGUAAAUUCAGCCAAUCAAAAAUCAUGUUUGAUGGAAGUAAAUAGUGAUAAUUCCUAGACUUGCUUUUUAUCAUUAAAAAUGCACUAAUUUUCAUUUAGAUAGAGACAAAGAAUAGAUAUAUACAUAGAAUAUCAAGAUGAGUCGGGGUAGACGGCAAGUUCUUCAACUUAAUGAGCCAACACCGAGAGUUUUGUAUUCUAAUGAGCCUACCAAUGAAAUGGAAGAUGAUGAUGAUGACAGCGCAGGAGAUAUGCCUACACCAGAGCGUCUAGUAACAGAGGAUAUGCUUCCAAACAGACCUGGUCAUAGGAUAGGUCCUGGAGGAAGAUUUGAGAUGGACAAUAAAGUUGCUAACUUCCUAGCUGAGAUAGAUGCUUUAGAUCCUGGGAUUGAUGGCGAGGCAUCAAGGUCACCAGUGUCAACCAGGAACCAGGCACCGUCACCAGUACCGGAACAAAUAUAUACACCUCCCAGGGAGAAAUCUCCUGUUAGAUCCAAACCUAAUGCUUACAGCAAUAUGUUUGUAAAGGGAACCCCAGAGUUUGUGAAGAAACCAGAUGAUGCACAUGAUAGUAAGGGAGUCAAGAAACAAGAACCGUGGCCUGAAGAACCUAAAACAGACUGGCAGCAGCUUACAGAUGAGAAGACAAACUACCCGUAUUACUGGAACAUGGUUACCAAUGCCGUUGUCUGGGACAUGCCGGCAGAAUUCUCGCAGUACUUGUUACGGCAGAAAGAAUAUGAAGAGAAGGUUGAACGAGGGUUAAGAGAGGGAACACUGGAUCCAGAACAGAGAAUAAAAAAACCUGAGGCCCCCGUUAAACAACAAGAGAAAAAAGUUGAAGAAAAGGUAGAGGAAAAGUCUGAAGUUAAAACUGAACCAGAAAGACCGUCAAGAUCACAGAGCAAACAUAGUAGACGUGCAUCCCACAGCGAGGACAGUAGUAGUGACAGUAGUGACAGUGACGGGAGUCAGUCUCGUGUCUCACAUCGUAACACUCGUAAAACCAAUCCGGACAAUCCACCGGAGGUUUCGUCAUCCUCCGCAGAGAGUAGUCGCGCUGCUAGUCAUGAUAAGGCAAAGAGAUCAGCUACCCCUGAACUUCCAGAUAGCACGAAGCCUGAUGCCUCCAGUAAACAAGAAAACAAUGAUGAAAGUAUGGACUUUGAUAUUGAUGAUAUAGACAAGGAACUGGAGAUGGCUCUAGAAAGGAAAAGGCAAGAACUGAUGAAAUUAGAAGACAAGAAGAGUGACAGUAAAACAGACAAAGACAGAUCCUCAAUUAAAGAUAGAAAGAAGGACGAGAGUAGACAUCGUGAUGAUGAUCGGAGAGAAGAUCGACACAGACGGCAUGGGAAACAUCGGGACUCGGACCGGGACAGGGACCGAGACCGGGACAGGAAACACUACCAUGAUAGAGAUGAAAAGAAACCGAAGCUUACUCUGAAAGAGAGGUUAAGAAUUGAAAUGGAGUUAAAGAUGGAAAAGGAGAGAAGAAAAAAACGUGCAAUUGAAGAUUUGAUGGCGCGAGAGCUGGAACAGACAGUUGGCCGGGAUGGCGGCUCCCAGAAACGUCCACGAGACGAGAAACCCAGCAAACGUUACCGUCACGACGAUGAUCGUGGUGAUUACCGAUCACGUGAUGAUUACGGAGAGUAUAGUAGAGAUUAUAACACGUGGGAUGGUCGGGAGGCUGCGUCAUACGAUGAUAGGUUUGUUCCGCCCUCGCACAUGAAGGCACCACCUCCCACAGAUGAGAUGAUAGCCUACGAGGAAGAGAGAAGGUCAAGGGUUGUAGAUUACGGUCACGGUAGAUCGAGUCGGCUCUAUGACAUGAAUGGUGAUUCUGAUACUGAUGAGAUGAGAUCAGCCGAUGCUAGAGAGAUGGAAAUCAAAAAGCUGGAAUCCCUACAACUGGCAGAGUUAGCAUUAAGUAAACUGGAGUUCCUGGAAGUAACAAAGAAAGGACUUUCAAAACUACAAAUUCUUCUUGUUGAACUUGAGACAAGGCACCAAGACUGGCAAGCAGGAGGCCUGACAACAAAUCAUUUCCUCAGCAAAUUAAAGGAAGCUAACUGGCAACUGGAGCAGUACGAGGCCAGUGCUGCACCUGCUGGAUGGGCGUGUUCCUGGGACAGAGAUUACAGGAGGUAUUUCUACACGCACAAGUUGACUGGCAAGAACCAAUGGGAUUAUCCCGAUGCUGAUGACAUCAGAGUGGAGAAUGAGAAAGCGCAAGAUCCGAAGAAGAAGUUUGUGCGCGGGAAAGAAGUUGAGGAGGAGAUCAGCUCAACAAGUGACAAAGGAAAAGGUAGUGGUUUAGAUAAGGAUAUUUUAGCAAGUAUGGCCCUGCCGCCACCUCCGCCACCCCCAGCAGAGGAACAUCCAAGCGUGAAGAGUUUACAGCUGAUGUAUGGUAGUUCUAGUGAAAGUGAUACAGAAGAACCAUCCAGUAAAAAGCUGAAGAAGGAGGUAAUAGAGAAGUCAGAUUUGAACACGGUACCUUUACCACCGGACGAGCCCAUGAAGGACAAAGAGAAGAAGGACAAACAUCACAAGAAAAAGAAGAAAAAAGAGAAAUCAAAAAAGAAAGAGAAGGAAAAAUCUGAUGCAGGGGUGAUAGGCCCAUCUGCCGGUCCUGCUAGUUCCAUCUUUCCUCAGCUGGCGGCUCAGCCUCCCCCACCACCACCCGGAGAGUCGACAGAUAACGUAAGUUCUGACCUCUACAACACGACUACAGCCGAGGCUUAUAUGGCUUCAGGUGGACUUACCCAUCAAAUACCUACAGAGGUAAAUUUAGAAAAAAUGAACAUCGUUUAUUGA